AUGGCGUCAGGCGGGUGGUCCACGGGCGCGUGCCGGGGCAGGGUAUUUGGGAAGACUAAAGAUUUGUUUGAGAAGUAUCACGACUUGGUUGAAGAAGAAAAACAAAUCCUAAAGAAGUGUGAUGGACUUCCACUUGCAAUAGCUGCCAUAGGUGGUUACUUGGCAAGCCGACCAAAGACAAUAGAAGAGUGGAGAAAGUUGAAUGAGAAUAUCAGAGCUGAGUUAGAGAUGAAUCCAGAGCUUGGGAUAAUAAAAGCUGUGCUUGAGAAAAGCUAUGAUGGUUUACCCUACCAUCUCAAGUCUUGUUUCUUAUAUCUGUCCAUAUUUCCUGAAGACCAGACCAUUAGUCGAAGGCGUUUGGUGCGUCGGUGGAUAGCAGAAGGUUACUCAUCUGAGGCACAUGGGAAGUCUGCCAGUCAAAUAGCUGAUGACUACUUCGUGGAACUCAAGAACAGAAGCAUGAUUUUACCAUCUCAGCAAUCAGUUUACAGCAGGAAAUCAAUAGACUCUUGCAAAGUCCACGAUCUCAUCCGUGACAUUGCCAUCUCAAAGUCAAUGGAGGAAAACCUUGUCUUCACACUGAAAGAAGGCUGCAGCAUGAAUAUCCAUGGCCCAAUACGCCAUCUUGCUAUAAGUAGCAACUGGAAGGGAGAUAAGAGUGAAUUCGAGGGCGUAGUGGACAUGUCCAGAAUACGAUCACUAUCACUGUGUGGCGAGUGGAGGCCAUUUUUCAUUUCUAAGAAGAUGAGUUUUCUACGAGUGCUCGACUUGGAAGGGACUAAUAGUGAUCUAAAGUAUCAUCAUCUUGAUCAGAUUUGGAAGCUCAUUCACCUAAAAUACCUUUCUCUACGGGGAUGCAUUGGCAUUGAUCUACUGCCAGAUUCAUUGGGCAACCUGAGGCAACUCCAAACGCUAGACGUCAGAGAUACAUGGGUAAGGGCUCUGCCAAAAACCAUCAUCAAACUUCGGAAGCUACAGUACAUCCAUGCUGGAUGGCACACAGAUUACGUAAAGGAGGAAACUGAUAGUUUAAUGAAGAGAUUCCCUGCAGCCGUGACGAGAGCAUAUAAAGAAAGAGGUGCUAUGGUGCCAAGGGGUAUCAGAAAACUUAAAGACUUGCACACACUACGAGAAGUGAAUCUCGGAAGGGGAAAUAACGUUCUACGGGACAUCGGAAUGCUCACAGGGUUGCGCAAGUUAGGAGUGAGCGGCAUCAACAAGAAGAAUGGCCGCGCGUUUUGCUCGGCCAUUUCCAAUCUCAGCAGGCUGGAAUCGCUGUCGAGCCUCAAGCUGUACGGCAAUCUGGAAAAGUUGCCGGUGAUAAAGGAGCUCCAGCAUCUGGUGAAGUUGAAACCAGUAGGCACUUGGCUAUUGGAGCACGAUGCUACUAUGGAAUUCCUUGGGAAACUACCGAAGCUAGAAAUUUUAGUUCUGCUUCGCAACUGGUCGUCGUUUCAGUGUGAAGAACUUGAUUUCAAAUCUCCGCAGGGCGGAAUAGCAUUCGGAAGCCUCAGGGUGUUUACCCUUGAAGUGACAGCGAACAUCAAAUCAAUCAAAUUUGACGAAAGAGCAAUGCCCAAACUGGAGCGGCUGCAUGUCACAGGGGAAGUAAACAAUGAAAUUGAUUUUUCUGGGUUAGGAUUUCUCCCAAGCAUCAGCGAGGUCCAGAUACAGGUUCAGAUCACCCGUCAGACGCUGAAGAAGACCAGUGGGCUGCCUGGUAGCAACUGCCAAGUGGGUCCAAGUCUAAUAUGGCACGUGAUAGACGCCGCUCCUGAUCCUGAGACUCAAAACAAGAUAUUGGAGGAAGAAAGACAUGAACGAAGGCGCAAGAAAGAUACAGGUUCAGAUCACCCGUCAGAUGCUGAAGAAGACAAGCAGGCUGCCUGGGAGCAACUGCCAGGGGUUUCUACGCUCUCCGCGCUUAGAAUGGGCUGCCGGGGAGAGGUUGCUAGAGAGGUAGUGGUCGUGGUCGAGACUGUGGCGGAGGACAAGGGCGCUGCCCACCGGGCAGUGGGAGAGAGUGGCUGGGUAGUGCUGGCGGCGAGGGUGUCCACUGAAGAAGAAGAGGAGGAGGAGAAGCUUGGGAUUAGCAUGACGGUGGUGGAUGACAGAGGCGGUGGCGCGCUCCUAGAGCCUGGCAAGUGGUGGAGGCGGGGUGCUCGCGCCGGAUCUAGAGUAGAAGCUCAUGUUAGGGGUGGCCGUGGUCAAGGGCGGCGGUGGAGCGGGUCCCGUUCGGCGCAUCGCGUGGUGGGGUACACGAGCUACGCGGACGCCGGGACCAUCCCGGUCCACUACGUGCUGUUCUGGGGCGCGCGUGGCCACGGCGACGCCCGUGCCGCGGCGGUGUUCGAGGACUGCUGCCUGGCCGUGGAGGAGGCCCGUAACAGCGUCUGCCACCAGGGCCGCGCCACCGACCGCUCCAUCGGGCCGCUGGAGAUCCGGGUGGUGCCCGACGGCACGUUCGACAAGCUCAUGGACUACCCUCGCCCGUGUGACGCCUCCAUCAACCAGUAG
Molecule: messenger RNA, 2517 nt
Organism: Miscanthus lutarioriparius
Lineage: Eukaryota; Viridiplantae; Streptophyta; Magnoliopsida; Poales; Poaceae
Source: the annotation of a GenBank genome assembly